This is a messenger RNA of Echinostoma caproni, 648 nucleotides long. The record is from the annotation of a GenBank genome assembly. Lineage: Eukaryota; Metazoa; Platyhelminthes; Trematoda; Plagiorchiida; Echinostomatidae.
AUGCUCAUAUUAUUCAAGUCACUCCUGAUUCUUACCGUGAAGUGUGCGAUUCAUUUCGGAUUAGCUGAAUCCGCUGCAUCCUUCUGCCCAUCUGGGCUGAAUGUGUAUGAUAAUUCGUUGUGCGGGAUUGUUAUUUCAGGAGGAUUUACUUACUGCCAAGCGCAUGCGACAUGUCACAAUACCGGCCUGAUCCUAGGACAACGACUGUUCCUAAUGGCAACAAAUGUGACAAGAUUCAUCAAAGAUCCAGGUUUUCCACCGACUGCCCAUACCAGCAUCAAUACACUCCUAGUGCGUAACGGUAACAGCCGAGCAGGCUGGCGAAUCGGCACACCAGGUUAUUCGGCCUUUGUGACUUCCACCACGACUGAUCUGCCGUGGUACUCAAAUCAACCCAACGGACUUGGCGAGCGUGUUCUGUCUCUUCUGUACGCUGAAUUGCACGAUAUUUCACAAUUCGAUAGAACGGAUCCAGCGGUUUGUGAAUGGGCUGGUCCGGGAAGCACGGUUGAAAUCGUUUCCGGAGUGGAGAAAUUCGAUGCGCAGUUUCCUCAGCCGCUGUCCAGUCUGUUUACGCCGGAUGCGGCUAGUAUGGGCUGUUUUCGUCAAGUAAUAAGUCAUUCACUGCUAUCGUGUGCAUACAUGUGA